Messenger RNA from Triplophysa dalaica, 3345 nucleotides. RefSeq names its product beta-1,4-N-acetyl-galactosaminyl transferase 1b (gene b4galnt1b). The record is from RefSeq and is a predicted model, not a curated record. Gene Ontology annotation, cellular component: Golgi membrane. Gene Ontology annotation, biological process: ganglioside biosynthetic process. The transcript has 12 exons. Lineage: Eukaryota; Metazoa; Chordata; Actinopteri; Cypriniformes; Nemacheilidae. The coding region runs from base 345 to 1943 and encodes 532 amino acids. Gene Ontology annotation, molecular function: hexosyltransferase activity.
CUCCACCACUCAGAGGAUCGCAGCUGACUGCGCUGCAUCCCCCCACAUUACGACAGAGGGUAGCCCUACUCAUCUCUGCUGUUCUCCAUUCUGAGGUGCAUGUCAUGCAAAAUUAAUUUCUUCAUUCAUCAGCUGUUUGCUUCCAUGUGACAAACGCGGCGGGACUAUUUUAGAGGCGGCAGAUCCCUAUCAGUGCCGACAUUACAGCAUAUGGAGAAUGCUCUCAAUCAUCCUCUUUAACUACUAUCAGCCACAUCAAGAUUGAGCCAUUCAGUGCCAUGGACCUUUAGGAGCAGUAAUGGCAAUUUACAGUACCCCUCGCUCUGAUUGGAUAGACUUGUAGCAUGCGUUCCCUACGUAAAACUGUGCUGUUAGCUCUGGUUGCGUCAGUGGUGCUGGUAUUGGCAGUGCUACAUUCAUGGCCCACUCGGGUCUACAGCACUGUGGAUGUCCGGUACAGGCCAGGCCCUGGAGCUGAACGGCUGCUGGAGGAGAGACUUCCUGAUCCGGAUCCCAGCGCUAGCACCAUCCCGUACCAUGUGAGAGAGGGUGUUGCCAGGCUCCUGGCUCGUAACGGGUGUGUGUGUGAAGGAGAGAGCAAGGGGGUCAACUUGCCCUUUGCACAACUAUUGUUCCCUAGAGUGUCUGCCCACCCCCUGCACACUGCCUUCCAACCCUCCCAGCUCCAUGAGAUGAAGAGACGGCGUGCCAAAGAGUACCAGAGCUUCCAAAUGAGGUCACAGUCCCCGACUGAUCUGCUGAUUGUAGCUGAAGCUAACAGCCCCCUGCAGUACCCAACACAGGGUGUGGAGGUUCGGCCACUUAAGACCAUCCUUAUACCAGGUUUGGCCUUAAAAGAUCUGCCCAGAGAUGUCUUCAAUGUGAACUUCUCAGCAUCUUUGGGCACAUUUAAUGUGGCAGCAGAGGUGGAGGGGGUAAAAGUCAGGGGUGAUGGUGAGAUGCACAUGACCCUGAGCAGCAGCUUUUUGCUAAGUCUAAACCGACAGCUUCAGUUUAUCACCUACACCAACACUCUGUUCCACCCCAGCACUGCUGACACAGUGCAGUUAGAAACAGAAGGACAUCAGGCCCUUUUCACCAUCAAGAUCCGGCAUGGAGUGACACCCAAACUCUACAAUACAGGCUCUGAUACAGAUCAAGAGUACAACAUCAGUGCUCUUGUGACCAUAGCAACCAAAACAUUCCUGCGGUAUGACAAGCUCCAGGAAUUAAUUGACAGCAUUCGACGGCACUACCCAACAGUUACAAUAGUCAUAGCAGAUGACAGUGAGCAUCCCAAAACGGUGUCUGGUCCGUAUAUUGAACAUUACAUUAUGCCCUUUGGAAAGGGCUGGUUUGCUGGUCGUAACCUGGCCGUGUCACAAGUGACGACAAAGUAUGUACUGUGGGUGGAUGAUGACUUUAUAUUCACUGCCAACACAAAGCUGGAGAAGCUGGUGAACGUGCUGGAAAAAACCACGCUUGAUCUGGUCGGAGGAGCAGUACGUGAAGCUACAGGCUACACUGCCACCUACAGACAGACGAUAUCAAUUGAAGCCGGAGAGGAAGACGGGGACUGUCUGCACAUGCGACGUGGCUUUCACCACAUCAUUCAGGGUUUUCCUCGUUGUGUUGUCACAGAUGGAGUCAUUAAUUUCUUUUUAGCUAGAACAGACAAGGUGCAGCAGGUUGGCUUUGACCCUCGGCUGGCACGUGUUGCACAUCUAGAGUUUUUUAUAGAUGGUCUUGGCUCCCUGCAUGUUGGGUCAUGCGAUGAUGUCAUCGUGAACCACGCCACCAAGAUCAAACUUCCGUGGGGCCAGUCGGAGAGCGAUAAAAAGUAUGCGAAGUUCCGUUAUCCUCCUGCUUCAUCUGAUGCGACACACACCAAAAAUGGCCUCUUGUACUUCAAAAACCGCUUCCAGUGUUUAACACACAACUGAACACACCUUGACAUCUCCAUUUUCUUUUUCUCUUAUUCUCCGUCAAACAGACUUUCUCUUCCGGAGUAGCUAAAGGGGCGCGUGAAGACUCACAGACUGUGGUACAGUACAUACCACACAUGGUCCCAUGUAUGUGUGGGAGAGUUCAAAUUGACCUUUUCUUUCGGAAGGGAUCCUCACGUGAUCAUCUUGACUGAAAUGAUGACUUGCGCAAUGAUUGGCUGAUUCAUAUUUUUUUGAUAACUGAGGAUGUGAUGUCAUGUUUUGUCUUCUUUCUUUAGAUUGAUUUUUGUUGAGAAGACUCUUUGCAUACAAAUCAAACCAUUACGUAAAUUAUGCAUAUCAGUUUUCUCCUCAGCCAAUCAUAUUUUAGUGUCACAUUUAACUGAAUGAAGAACUUUUCCUUUGGUACAGAAGAAUCAAGAAGGCUGUUGAAGUGCAAUUUUUAAAUCCGGUAAAGGGACACUCCUUCCCAUUGGACAUUUGGCUGAAAUGUCACUUCAGCUCCCUGCCUGGCAUUAAUUAUGUGUUUACCUAUCUAUGCGUGUCUGUGCGAGUUGUAAUGAGGGUCAUCUCUCUGUACGUUUGCACUAAAACAAAUGGAUUUCACAUUGGAGAGACCAGACCCAUAGCAUCACUAAAAGAAGGAAUUUACAGAAUAUCACAAACAAGUUUAAACCACAGAAAAUCCAACAUCUCUCCCCCACUUUAUGUCUCUCAUCCUUCAGCUUUCACAUACACACUCCAAAAAAAUUCUCAACAAGAGAUGGUGGGGUCAUUGUGUGUUGUUAAACAAAUUAAUUAUUUAUUUCAAGAGUGACUGUGCCAAAGGCUUAUAAUUACUGUUCUAGUUUGACUUAUUUAAUGUUUUGUAUGUAUGUUUUUCUUUCCUAAUUUCUGGUGUCCCUACAACCCACAGCACAAAAGCAUGAAGCCUCAUUUUAAUUGCAGUACAGUUGUCAGCAGAUGUUUCUCUACUUUAACUUAAAGGAUAUUAUGUUUUUUGUUUAAAGCUAGUUUUUUAAAAGGAAAAAGUUCCGGUUAGUGGAUCUUGUUGCAGAAUGGCCUUACUUAAAGCAAAAUCAACAUUAUUACUCUCUGGCACUAACAGCUGUGCAAACAUUAAAGAAACUACAGCCAAAUCAAAAAAUAAACUGUAAUGUUCAUGAUUCAACACUACCAGUCAAAUGUUUAGACACUUAAGUAAUUUUGUUAUACAUUCUUUCUGUUGUACUCUUUUAAAAGUAAUAGUAAAGUCAUGUAAUGUUCAGUCAACAUCUUAAUACCGGGCACUUGUUUGAUUGAUUUUUCACUUGCUGGUCAAGCUCAUUGAAGCAAUACUUACAAUAAUUAUUUUGUAAAGAAAUGUAAACAUAUGUUCAAUAUAUAUUUGUUUACACAA